Molecule: messenger RNA, 748 nt
Organism: Neoarius graeffei (lesser salmon catfish)
Lineage: Eukaryota; Metazoa; Chordata; Actinopteri; Siluriformes; Ariidae
Exons: 6
Coding region: 71-748 (225 amino acids)
Source: RefSeq, a predicted model, not a curated record
AACACUGGACCACGCUACAUUUUCAUUCAUCCCUGGACAUCUGACCACUACCCCGUCAUUCCCUCAAAAGAUGGCACAGAUUUGGAAAGUUGUGGAAUUCCAAGACCGGAGUGCAGCAGUUGUGUCGUCCAGCUGGGUGGUAGAUGUUGACGGAGAAGUGGGAUGCUACUGGCCACCCUUUGGCGGAAACAAAGCUGUGAAGGCCGCCAUGAACUGCACCCCCCUGGGACAAGGAUGGCGAUUCCAUCAAAAAAUAAGGGUGCUGGCAACCUGUGGCACCUUUGCCAAAGCAAGAUGUUACCUGACCCGAUCGCUUGAGGAAGGCUACCUUACAGCAGACCUGCAAUCGGAUGAUGGUGAGAUGGGGCCAAGGAAAAGACGACCAAACAAAAGGUAUUUGGAGGAGGACAGCGAGGAGGAGGCAGGACCAAGCCGUAGGGGGAGGAGGCCACCAUCUAUUGACGCCACUCAGCUGGACAGUUUCUUCUUCUUGGUCAUCAGCAGAGUCCAUCCGCCUGCAGAUGUUUCAUCCCUUAACUUGGAACAUCCUCAGGAUGGUGGGACAGCAGAAGUUGAUCAGGCUUCCAGCUACUAUCAUUCCUUUGCAGCCAAAGCCAACUGGACGCUCUCUCUGCUGCCUGAGCAAUGGCAUUCAUGGCUCUUUUCCUAUUUCCUCCUUGCACUCCUAGGGCUGCUAACAUCUUCCAGCAUGACACCGCUGGAAAUCCACAUGCUCCUACCUCGAUAG